GGACUUUCAAGGAAGCCUGGAGGGGUCGAGGGGAGGCUAUACAAGUGCGUGUUUCCUCCUAGCUUCCUCUAUAAAGGGCAGAGGGAGGUUGGGGUGCCCUGCAAAGAACCAGGCCCAUUGAACCUAGCCGUUCUCCUCCUGCAUCUCAGUUUUGCUCUCCUGAACAUGGCAGGCCUCACAACAACAGUAGCCAGCCUCCUGCUCCUGGUCCUGUGUACCCAUUGUAUUGCCCUUGCAGGCUCUGUGGUCAUACCCUCUUACUGUUGUAUGUCCUUCACUUCCAAAAAAAUUCCUGAGAGCCGAGUGGUAAGCUUCCAGCUGUCCAAUGGGAGCAUCUGCCCCAAGGCAGGAGUGAUCUUCACCACCAAAAAGGGCCUGAAGUUCUGUGGUACCCCGAAGGAGCAGUGGGUCCAGAUGUACGUGAAGAACCUGAACGCCAAGGUGAAGAAGGUCUCCUCUGGUGCCAGGGCAAUGCGUGCCCAAGUCCAUCUCCAGAGACUCCCUACUAACAUAUUCAUCUCAUCAUCACCUGGCCCCCUGUCCUAAGGUUGCGUCUGGAUCUCCAUUCUUCGCCAGGCUGCUUGGGGCCUGGUGAGCCAGCAUUCCCCGCAUUGCUUGCAGGGAUGUGUCUAGUCUAUAAAAACUCCUGGGGACUGAGCAACAGCUCCACGCAUCCUGGGCCCCUGGCCUUCCCUGAGCUGGGGGAGAAUGUCCUUUGUCUUCCUUCUGAGGUGGAGCUGGCCCUUCUCUGCCUUCCAUGCUCUAUCAGAGCCCAGGUGCUUGAGGCCCAACCUGUAGACAAGCCAGCUCGCACCUUUGCCUGCCACUGGCUUCUCUGGGCCCUCUGGUCUUACAGCUGCAGUGUGUGGGGGGUGGGGGUGGGGUGCGGAAGAACCUACAGGCUGCCUAUCUGUCUAUCUGGGGAUGGGUGACCUGCCAACAGCUGCAGUUCUCCAUCAUGUGGGGGAUGCCCCAGGCUUGUCUUUCUGCCAGCACUCUGAGUGAAUAAAAACCCAACAAAAGCAAGGGGCCCUUUGUGGCAUUCACUGCCGGAUUCUGGCCCUCCUUGCACGCUUCUUAUGGGAUAUGAUUAAUAGAGUUUUCAGGAACUCAUUUGUUUUUGUAACAAAAUGGGCAUGGACGAUCAGGAUGAGGGGCCAGCCUGGGUAGUUUCAUUCCUUUGUGAAGAUAUAGCUUCGAGGAGAUGCCCCACUUUGUGACAUGCCUUGCUCCAUGCUGCUUUGGGGACAAAAAUGGGAAGAUGGGGAGGGGGGUGAGGGAGGAGAAAGACCCCAGCUUUUUUUUCCCUAUGCAUAAGAUACCACGUAAUUUAUAUGUUAAGAGUGUGGACACACUUGCUGCUGUCAGGUAACAAUCCAAGUAAAAUGAUUUCUCCCUUGAAGGUGGUUGUGUCCUGC
Molecule: messenger RNA, 1418 nt
Organism: Hipposideros armiger (great roundleaf bat)
Lineage: Eukaryota; Metazoa; Chordata; Mammalia; Chiroptera; Hipposideridae
Gene: CCL24
Product: C-C motif chemokine ligand 24
Exons: 3
Coding region: 166-546 (126 amino acids)
Biological process (GO): inflammatory response; antimicrobial humoral immune response mediated by antimicrobial peptide; positive regulation of cell migration
Cellular component (GO): extracellular region
Molecular function (GO): chemokine activity; CCR chemokine receptor binding
Source: RefSeq, a predicted model, not a curated record